AUGAGACUUUUGCCUUUAGGAUUAGUCGCGGCUCAAUCAGAGUACUAUUUUCAGCACUGGUGCGGUGCUUAUUACCUUCCUAUGCUCGAUGAUGCUAAUUGCGCCAAGACUUUCCCUUCCGAUUUGACUCGCGGCGAGUGUCCGGUGCCCGUGCUCACAUCCGUCCCCAGUGGAUACGUAGCUGAUACAGCUUUGGAUCGAAUUCAAGUGGACACUUCAAGGCUUAGUCACGUCACCGGCGCUGAUGUCUGUAUUGUAAUGACGAAAAGGGUGAACAUCAAUGGAAAAGUUCGUCCUUACAACAAAUACUUCUGCAAUUCUAGUGCAGCUGCUAAUACUGCUUAUGAGACGUGGUCUUCUUCGAAAGUAUUUGCAGCAGCAAAUGCGGGAAGCAACAUGCGAAAAGGUUCACCAACUUGCUCUAGCGGACGCUUUGGACUUGACGCCAAAGUCUGGGGCAAAAACGGAUACACACAGCUUGCAGAUCUCGUUACCGCCGUCGUUGCUUACGACGAAACAGCUGGUUAUAGCUCCAAUGGUCUCUCUGCCUAUUUCCACGAUAUUGGUGGGAGAGAUUCAAUGAACUCCCUCGUCAAGUCUCCGUGGCUUGGGCAGUCCCAGAAUUCGUUGGGUGGGAAUUAUGGCGAGUCAGUCCCCUACGAUCUGGGGUUGACAUUUAUCGACGAAUACGGCGAAGCUUGCGUCGUAUCAAGAGACAAUCCAUCUCAAGUGUAUCCCAAUUCACUGACGUUGCUUGCUCAGAGUGAGCUUUUAAGAAGACUUGUCCAGCACAACAUCGUUGAUGAAGGUGUCCAGUGGCCCAACUUAGAAGCUCGAGAUCUCGAGCAAAUCCUCUACGGAGCUGACGAGACGGGUUUAUUCGGCUCUCAGCAGUGGGGAGGAAUGACCGCGGAUACAGCCAUCUACCUACAGAACUCACUGAACAUGCCAGAAGUAGAGAGGCUUUCUGGGGGAUCGUGGCGAAUUUACUCCAAGCUUGGCGCGGGUUAUUCGAGCUCUCGAAGAGUUGGAGAGAUCAUUACACUCGCUUAUGGGUGUUUCCCAGAUCUUCUAAAUGAUCGCGAAAAUUUCGAGUUUACAGUUGCUGUAAGAGGUUCAGUUGCCAACGAUAGCUUUUUGUUCAAUGCUGAGCAGCGGGUCAAGGAUGCAAUGGAUAGAACUAUUCAAGCUGUUUGGGAAGGAAGACUAAACUAG
Molecule: messenger RNA, 1215 nt
Organism: Oikopleura dioica
Lineage: Eukaryota; Metazoa; Chordata; Appendicularia; Copelata; Oikopleuridae
Source: the annotation of a GenBank genome assembly